GGAGGAGCUACACACCUACACAGUAUUUACCUUAAACAACGCCUAAAACCCUCAAAACGCCAGCAUCGCCAUGUUUAACCCGUCGCUUCACCUACAGAGACAUCAGUUUGUCGUUGACUUUGUCAUGAAGAACAAACCCAAAAAGGUGGCGGACUUAGGCUGCGGUGAGUGCGGCCUUCUUCGCCAGCUCAAGUUCCGUCGUGAAAUUGACUUGUUGGUCGGGGUUGACAUCAAUGGCGCCAAGUUGACGAGAAAGAAGCACGGAUUAGCUCCGUUAUCUACUGAUUAUCUCCAGCCCAGCUUUAAUCAGCUGUGUGUACAGCUCUACCAGGGCUCCGUAACGCAAAAAGACGCCCGACUCAGAGGAUUUGACCUGCUGACCUGUAUCGAAGUCAUAGAACAUCUGCCUCUUGAUGACUUGGACCCCUUUUCGGAGGUGGUCUUUGGAUAUAUGGCGCCGCAGACCGUGAUCAUCAGCACCCCCAAUUCCGAGUUCAACCCGCUUUUCCCCAGAAUGUCAGGAUUCAGAAACAGCGACCACAAGUUUGAGUGGACCAGAGCGGAGUUCCAGUCCUGGGCUCUGAAAACAUGUUUGGAGUACAGCUUCAAGGUGGAGUUCACCGGUGUAGGAGAAGCACCUACGGGGCGAGACGAAAGCGUCGGCUUCUGCUCCCAAAUCGGUGUGUUUCAUAGGCUCGUGGGCAGAGACGGUCACAUGUCUGGUGAUGAUGCCAACAAUCGUUUUCCGUACACACUGCUUUUUAGCAUAAACUACCCCAGUCUUCAUGACAACAACAUCAGGCAGGCGGCCUUGGUUUCUGAGGUUCUGUAUUGGGCGGAAAAGCUGAAAAAGGAAUGGCUGGACAAGCAGGCAGAAAAACCGGAAGAAGAAAGUUGUGCAGGAGACCGUGUGAGAGCAGGAGGAGAGCAUGAAGGGAUAUGUUGGACAAGUGGUGAUGAACAGGUGUGCCGCACCUUACACAGGCAUGUUUCUGUACCCCUACACAAGCUGUGGGCCCGCUGCCCCAAGUUAGGCGAGCUGACUGCAAAUCUGAGUAAUCUCUCCCAAAUAAUUAUGGAGAAUCCUCAAAUUAAGAUGAAUCAGGAGGGAUCAGCUGUAAUUCUCUGCAAUGUGGAAGAAGAACAUGAAGACGAGGAGCUUUGUGAUCUGAUGGACAGCGGCUAUGUGGACGCCAAAUCCACAGAAGAGCUGUGGGAGACGGAUGGUUAGCCUCCAGGUUUCAGGACCUUUUGGAAUCAAGGUAACUGCUGGAGGAGAUGAAGGCAAGACCAUAAAAGUAAACUGUCAGCAUGAGCAAGUUUUAUUCCCACGUUUCUUUGAAGUUGUCAACAGUGUGAGGUACACGUCGUAAGCGCAACAAGCAAACAUCGACGGAAGGGAAACGGCAAAGACUGGACAGUGUUCAAAACAGCGCAGUACAUCACUUUACAGAAAAAUACAACUUACACUUUAUUAUAGACAACAGCUUCACAGAAGAGAGGAAGCAACCAUGUUUGUAACAACAUGUCCGUUGCCCACGCGAACCUUAAGCGUCACGCGGGUUCCACAAGUGUCCGUAAAACAAAGCAAGAAGGUCUCUUAAAAAAAUACAAUUGGUAGCACAAAAAAUCCUUCACAAACAUUACAACAUAGCGAAAAUGGCACAAUGUUGAAUAUAAUGUAUCAAACAGUGAUAUUUUGGAAGUGUCAAUCAUACCAGACAAAGAUUUGACAGAUUUGAAAUGCACAUCUUUAAAUAUUCUGAAUAAGAUGCCUCACACACAAUAAAAGAUUGGACUUUGUGCAAAUAUGACAAAACAUGCAAAACAUAAAUGCAGAAUAGACACCACACCAAUUUGUGACUUAACCCCAUUUGAUGGUAAAAUCCAGCCUUUGUCGUUCCUAAGAUCCAAAAUUAGACCGGUCUAGAUCUUUAAGUACAGUGUAAGAGUUUUUUUUGGCAUACGGUUGUAGUUCCCUCCCUAGUGGAAACAUGUAAUUAGUUGCAUAAUAAUUACUGUAUAUUGUUAAUGUGCUACUGUUUUUGUUCCCUAUUCAGUCUAUGAAUAUAAAGCUAAUGUAGUGUAUGGAGUCUGGACUAUGGCCUCAUUUCAUCUAUGUAUUUCUUUACAAACAAGA
This is a messenger RNA of Nerophis lumbriciformis (worm pipefish), 2140 nucleotides long. RefSeq names its product HEN methyltransferase 1 (gene henmt1). Gene Ontology annotation, cellular component: cytoplasm; nucleus. Gene Ontology annotation, molecular function: O-methyltransferase activity; S-adenosylmethionine-dependent methyltransferase activity; RNA methyltransferase activity. Gene Ontology annotation, biological process: RNA methylation; piRNA processing; siRNA processing. Lineage: Eukaryota; Metazoa; Chordata; Actinopteri; Syngnathiformes; Syngnathidae. The record is from RefSeq and is a predicted model, not a curated record.